GCGAAAUUCGUCUCGAACUGCCCUUCUCUUUAGCUCUUUUCUCGAGUACGGGGACGAGCAUGUUGCGCAUGUGAAUUGGGUCUCCUCUUUGCGUUGGUAGGAGAAAAUUCUUGUCAGUCAAAACGUCAAACUCUGUGCAAAUUCUUGGACCUUCCAGGCAGUUUCCUCCUCCUCUCUCUCUCUCUCUCUCUCUCCAAAAACAUUUUGUUCCGUAAAAGAGAUAACUUUUGUGCCUCUUGAACAUAAAAUACCGGGCUCAACUAGAUCUGCUAAUUUCUUGAAGUUGCCAAGUAGGGGCAAGGACUGCAAGCUUCAACCUUGUGAUCAUCAAUGGAGAUCUCUGGAUCUCUCUGGCUUUUAAGCUUCUUUCAAGUGUCCUAAAGAAUUAAUAACGCAAAAUAACUUCUGCCCCAGUAGUAUUCCACCGAGAUCGUCACCUAUUCGUGCAUCAGCAGGCCUAUUUGUUCAACAACAUUCACAAUUUAAUAUUUCGCGCAGGGGUGGUUGGUAAGGUUUGAAAAAUCCGGCCAAUCUAGAGAAGAUCGAUUUUUCCAAGGACUUGACUUUUUGUCUUCCUCUCUUUCUUGAGAUUAUCCAAAGCCCCUUUAUUAGCGGAAGUUGGGUUCUGCUUCUAACGCACAGCGUGUUUCACUUUGGUGGUUUGUGCAGUUGUUUUUCUGAGAGAAGAAUUUAGCCAUGGCUGACCGUGUGUUGACUCGGAGUCACAGCCUUCGCGAGCGUCUGGAUGAGACCCUCUCUGCUCACCGCAACGAUAUUGUGGCCUUCCUGUCAAGGAUCGAGGCCAAGGGCAAAGGCAUCUUGCAGCGCCACCAAAUUUUUGCUGAGUUUGAGGCGAUCUCUGAGGAGAGCAGAGCAAAGCUUCUUGAUGGGGCUUUUGGUGAAGUGCUCAAAUCAACUCAGGAAGCAAUAGUGUCGCCCCCAUGGGUUGCUCUUGCUGUUCGUCCAAGGCCAGGUGUGUGGGAACACAUCCGUGUGAACGUCCAUGCGCUUGUUCUUGAGCCAUUGGAGGUUACUGAGUAUCUGCAUUUCAAAGAAGAGCUUGUUGAUGGAAGCUUGAAUGGUAACUUUGUGCUUGAGCUUGACUUUGAGCCAUUCACUGCCUCUUUUCCGCGCCCGACUCUUUCCAAGUCUAUUGGCAAUGGCGUCGAGUUUCUCAAUCGCCAUCUCUCCGCUAAGCUCUUCCAUGACAAGGAAAGCUUGCACCCUCUGCUUGAAUUCCUCCAAGUCCACUGCUACAAGGGGAAGAACAUGAUGGUGAAUGCCAGAAUCCAGAAUGUGUUCUCCCUCCAACAUGUCCUGAGGAAGGCAGAGGAAUAUCUGACCAUGCUCAAACCUGAGACCCCCUAUGCCCAGUUCGAGCACAAGUUCCAGGAGAUCGGGCUGGAGCGGGGGUGGGGUGACACGGCUGAGCGCGUCCUCGAGAUGAUCCAGCUCCUGUUGGAUCUCCUUGAGGCUCCUGACCCGUACACUCUCGAGAAGUUCUUGGAUAGGAUUCCAAUGGUCUUCAACGUCGUAAUCAUGUCUCCCCAUGGAUACUUUGCUCAGGACAAUGUCCUAGGUUAUCCAGAUACCGGUGGCCAGGUUGUUUACAUCCUGGAUCAAGUUCGUGCCCUGGAGGAGGAAAUGCUUAACCGCAUUAAGCAUCAAGGACUGGAUAUUACUCCUCGGAUUCUCAUUAUCUCUCGUCUUCUCCCAGAUGCGGUUGGAACCACCUGUGGGCAGCGCCUUGAGAAAGUUUUCGGGACCGAGUACUCCCACAUUCUUCGUGUCCCCUUCAGGGACGAGAAGGGAGUCGUCCGCAAAUGGAUUUCCCGGUUCGAGGUGUGGCCCUAUUUGGAAAGAUACACUGAGGAUGUCGCGAACGAACUCGCUGGAGAGUUGCAGGGCAAGCCUGAUCUGAUCAUCGGAAACUACAGCGAUGGAAACAUUGUUGCUUCCUUGUUAGCCCAUAAAUUAAGUGUUACACAGUGUACAAUAGCCCAUGCCCUUGAGAAGACAAAGUACCCAGAAUCAGACAUAUACUGGAAGAAAUUUGAGGAGAAGUACCACUUCUCUUGCCAGUUCACUGCCGAUCUCAUCGCCAUGAACCACACUGACUUCAUCAUCACCAGCACGUUCCAAGAAAUCGCUGGAAGCAAGGAUACAGUAGGGCAGUAUGAGAGUCACAUGAACUUCACUCUUCCUGGACUCUACCGAGUUGUCCACGGGAUCGACGUCUUUGACCCGAAGUUCAACAUUGUCUCACCAGGUGCCGACAUGAGCAUCUAUUUCUCCUACACCGACGAGAAGCGGCGGUUGAAAUCCUUCCACCCUGAGAUUGAAGAACUCCUCUUCAGCAAUGUCGAGAACAAGGAACACUUAUGUGUGUUGAAAGAUAAGAAGAAGCCGAUUAUUUUCACCAUGGCGAGGCUGGACCGUGUCAAGAAUUUGUCAGGGCUUGUUGAGUGGUAUGGCAAGAACGCCAAGUUGAGGGAACUGGCCAACUUGGUCGUGGUCGGAGGCGACAGGAGGAAGGAUUCGAAGGACUUGGAAGAGCAGGCCGAGAUGAAGAAAAUGUACGACCUCAUCGAAAAGUACAAGCUGAAUGGCCAGUUCAGGUGGAUUUCCUCCCAGAUGAACCGGGUGAGGAAUGGAGAGCUCUACCGCUACAUCUGCGACACGAAGGGAGUCUUCGUUCAACCGGCUAUCUAUGAAGCUUUCGGGUUGACCGUGGUCGAGGCCAUGACUUGUGGAUUGCCGACCUUUGCCACUUGCAAUGGUGGGCCGGCUGAGAUCAUUGUGCAUGGUAAAUCAGGCUUCCACAUUGAUCCUUAUCAUGGUGACCAGGCGGCCGUGCUUCUUGUAGAGUUCUUUGAGAAGUGCAAGGCCGAUCCAAGCCACUGGGACAUAAUCUCAAAGGGUGCCAUGCAGAGAAUUGAAGAGAAGUAUACAUGGAAAAUAUACUCUGAGAGACUGUUGAACCUGACUGCUGUGUAUGGCUUCUGGAAGCAUGUGUCUAACCUUGAUCGGCGUGAGAGCCGCCGCUACCUCGAAAUGUUCUACGCCCUCAAGUAUCGCCCACUGGCUCAGUCUGUUCCUCCCGCUGUUGAGUAAACAAAGAGACAGAUUGUUAUCGGAACAUGGAAGCAUUGCACUUUUGGAGUUUUCAAGGAAUAAACAUUGGAAAUUGUUUGACCUCUUUCAUUUCCUUUUUUUUGGUCCUUUUUCUCUUCUUUGUUUUCAUUCUGAGGAUGUGUGCAUUUCGGGUUUUGAACCCCCAGCAAUUCAGUAAAUGGUUCAUUUUGUUUUCACCUUGUCAAUCCCUCCAUGUGCAUCCUUUGUUUUUCACCUA
Molecule: messenger RNA, 3352 nt
Organism: Syzygium oleosum
Lineage: Eukaryota; Viridiplantae; Streptophyta; Magnoliopsida; Myrtales; Myrtaceae
Product: sucrose synthase-like
Exons: 13
Coding region: 697-3114 (805 amino acids)
Biological process (GO): sucrose metabolic process
Molecular function (GO): sucrose synthase activity
Source: RefSeq, a predicted model, not a curated record